GUUAACCUCAUAAGUAAAAAUGUGGGACAUUAGCCAUAAUACAUUGAAACAAACAAAUUGCCUUGCUUCGUAAACAAACACAAACAUGUUGAAUAAUAAAAAACACAGGAUAUGUUCAAGUUGGGCUUUCCGCAUGUUUUUUUUAAUUGUAAUUUGUUGAACUUUCUCAAAUUAUAACCAAACAUUUUACUUCACCUUAACAUUAAAUUAUUUCUUACAAAACUCAGAAAGCGAUUACGCUCACUGAGAGUGAAAAGACCAUCAAGUCACAUGCUACAGAGUACUGCUUAUGAAAUACACACUCCUGUACUUAAUAAUGAACAGUGGGCCUCUUGUGUGUGUGCAUUGAGCUGUUGCACAGUCACUCUAAUCUUUAGACAUCCUUUACUGGCAGCAGUUGUUAUCCGCCGUAGUCUUAAAUUGUUUUAAAGAUUUUGCGUAUCGAUAUCAAAUAAAAUGACUUUAACCCUGAGGAGAGUAUAUCACAUUGCAACAUUUAGCUGGUAUGCAUUUGUUGUGAAGAGCCUCGCUGCUAAGGAUGGAGAGCAGUUACCACCUGGCAUCUUUGUGUACGGGGGACCUUGGAAGUACCUCACUUUUUUGAAUGUAUUACUCCAAAUGUUUUUCUUUGGACUGGCUGCAGUGAAUGAUCUCAAUUGGGGGAAAGACAGCCAGACCCCACUAAACAGAUGUAAAGAUGUUAUUUUUGCUGUUUUUGCCUUCCCUGUUGGCAUGUUUGUUGUUCUGCUUUUCUGGACCAUCUUUGCCUUUGACAGAGAGUUAGUCUACCCGGCAACAAUCGACGCCUUCUUCCCACCUUGGAUAAACCAUGCAAUGCAUACAUUGGUCCUACCUAUUUUACUUGGAGAACUUCUGAUGGAGCCACAUGUCUACCCACAAACAACACAUGCCCUACUUACUCUGGGAGUAGUGGGCUUACUUUAUCUAUUCUGGAUUCUCUGGGUGUACUUCUCAGUCGGGAUUUGGGUGUAUCCUUUACUUGGACACUUCAGUAGUGUCGGUCUGGUUGGCUUCUUCUGCUUUAACAUGUCAGCUGUGACCUUGCUCUACCUUCUUGGACACAAACUCAACAGCUGUAUGUGGAAGGUACCCCUUAAUCCGCACUAACAGACAAAAGCCAUCGGGACAAACCUCUCGAUUACUAUUCGUUUGAGAAAAAAAAAAAACAUAAGCCAAUUUAGUACAGUUUAAGGGGUUUGGUGGUAGCUCUUUGCAAAUAAAAAAUGUGUCCAUUAUAAAAAAAACUAGUUUGAUAAACUCCCUUCAGGACAAAAUUAAUACAUUUUCACAGAUAUACAAAUGCCAUCAAUGCAUAAUUAUACAAUGACGUGUGCUGCUCUAAAAUGCUAUUAAAUCAAGUGACAGCGA
This is a messenger RNA of Nerophis lumbriciformis (worm pipefish), 1389 nucleotides long. RefSeq names its product androgen-dependent TFPI-regulating protein. NCBI's taxonomy places the organism in Eukaryota, Metazoa, Chordata, Actinopteri, Syngnathiformes, Syngnathidae. The record is from RefSeq and is a predicted model, not a curated record. Gene Ontology annotation, cellular component: membrane; endomembrane system.